CAAAGAAAUGACAACAUCGUCAGGAAUGAAUGACCACUGGAAUAAAAGACUGUCUUUGUUAAAUUUCUACGUCUGUUGUCUAAAGAGUGUUCCUGGCUUCACUAUUGUAUGUUUUUGACUUGUCCAUAUGGCGGGAAAUAACACGAAUCAAAUACCUCUAGCGCCUCCAUUGCCACCAGUAAUACUUGCAGUAAAUAUUGACGUAAAAAUUGUUCAAGAAUUGCUUGACGCUUGUCGUUCUGGCCAGGCCGAUAAGGUGUGUUGUUUUAAUACUUGUUUAUAUAUACGUAAUUUUUAUUGCACUUUCUGUGAUUCAAUAUAGCUUAGGUAUACUGUUCAAAACUUUUAUUUGUAUAUUAAUAUUACUGGCUAAUUAGAUAUCUGCUGUAACGUACAAUAUAAAUACUAUUACUAAUACUGCGCACUUUGGGCAUUUUUGAAUUAACAAAAAUAUAUAUGAUGUCAUACAUUCUCAAUUGGAAUGUUUACAUUGGGCAGGCAAUCAAUCUCACCCAUGCACUUCCCCACUGACCCCACACAUUUUGAUAAUAUUUGGUAAUAAUAGAAAAUCAAAUUGGAAAGUUUGUAGCAUGCGGGCAACACUUUCAAGACAUAUCUGAUAGAAAUUGUAGUAAAAUUGUACACCUAAACCUCAGAAAAACAUAAUUGCCUGUGGAAUAUUGUGAGGCUACACAACACAAAAAUGGCUACCAAAAUUUGAUAUCACCAUAUAUAAUUUUGCAAACUUCCCAAUCUGGAAGUCCAGAAAACGGAAAUAUUGUCUGUGCAAUAGUUUGAGGCCAGGGGCAUAGCGAGUAUCAUAUGGAGGGCGGGGUGGGGGAUAGGUGGUACAGACCCUACUUUUACUGACAAAAUCGGUGCUUUUACUGUGUUAUUGAAAUUGUUAAGAAAUCGGUAAUUAAAGUGAAAUGAACAUAGAACAGGUCAGUCAUUGGGGGGAGAUUUUAGGGGAUAUGAUGAAUUUAGCCGUUAAUUCAUCAUGAUACUAAAAAGCAUUAAUUCAGCACUUGUCACAUAAAUUUUCAUAAUGUAUAAUUCCCUGAGUUGUUAACAGAAACCACUGCAUGGAUAUUUUUUGUUAAGCCUAAUUCAUAUGUCACUCCCUAUCAUUAUAUUAAUUAAUUACCAUAUACCAAAGCAGGGAAGUAAAUUUACUCCUCUUUUCGCAUAAAAGUAAGUGGCUGGAAGUAAUCCCCUUAAUUUAUUUUAACCCAUUCAGUACUGACAAGUAAAAUCAUCUGGUGUUAGACAGAGUAAAAUAAUAAAGUAGGGUGCAUUUGGACUCAUUGCUACUAAGGGUUAACAGGGUGCAUAGGCAUAUAGUCUGAUCAACGUACCCAUUGAGUGGCAGUACUCUCCCCCUGACAGAGUAAAAUAAUAAAGUAGAGCACAUCUGGGUAAAUUGCCAUGCUCUUAUAUAUAAGGGUUAAAAUUAAAGUAUAUUGUAAUUAUAUUGAAUUUCUUGUUUACAAUUACUGCAGCUUCAAAGUUUGAUGCUGGAGGUUGGAAAUGAAAUUAAUUUUACAAAUGGUAGGUUAAAUGAAACAAUGCUACAUAUUGCAACUAGAAGUGGACAUACAAGUUGCAUGAAAGUAUUACUUGACAACAAUGCUGAUGCAAACUGUAUAGGUAAGUUAAUCCUCUAUUUUAUUCAAUAAACUAUAAGUGCUAUAUGAAUAAAAUAACUAGAAAUGAUUGUAUAUAACUCAAUCAUCUUCAGAAAUAUUGAUAAUAUUAUAAAUACUUUAUUUACUAUAUAAUUCCUGUGUGUUAUAAUCUGUGUAAUUGAUUAAAAGAAGCCAAAGGCAAAACAAAACAUACAGUAAUACAUGCAUGUGCAAUCAAGAUGUCAGUAACGGAGUGGUUAUAUAAACAAGAACACAGGAUAUACAGAUAGUCAGAUUACUGAAACAAAAUCUCAGUCAGUAUAACAAUAUAGAAUAUGCCAGUGGAUAUAAACAUCAGGCUGUCUUUCACUCCUUUCAGCAUAUGCAGAACUAGCACUGAGAAGUUUAAUUGUCACAUAUAUGUAUAUAGGCUCUCAGUCAAGAUUAGAUAUCCAGGAUCCCAGAUAAGGUAGUACCCUAUAUGUAGUAGGGAAAUCAGUUAGGAUCUCAGUCAUUAGUUAAUAUACACAUUCGUCGAGUCAAGAUGUCUAGAAUGCCAGCUAUUGAUAUAGCCAGGUCUUCAAUCAGGAUACUGUACUAAUUAGACGGUCACUUAAGAUCUCAAUAAAAAUACUGGCCAGGAUCCCAGAUAAGGUAGCAAUUAAAGAACUCAGGCGAGGAGCCGCAGGUAUGCCAGUUGUUACAUGUAGUCGUGCAGCUUACACGCGAUCUCAGUCAGGAUAUAAGAUUACCUGUAACUCAGUUAUAUAGGAUUUCAAUCAGGAUAUGAUAGAUUCGGUUACAUUUUCGCCAUUCUCGUACCCAGAGCCCUUCUUACGCGCGUUCGACCGAGCCCGACGAGGGGCUCUGGCCAAAUCCAUAUCAAACUGGCUUCUGAUUGGCCACAACGAAAUAUAUGGUUUAUUAUAGUAAAAAUGAAUAAAAAUACACAAGCGCUCCACGAAGCGUUGGUUUCCCUUUGAAAAUUGGGAGAAAAGACAUUAUUGAAGUUGAAAGAACAGCAGUACGAAGUAGUUAGGAAGAUUGUUGUUGAUAAUCGCCCACAAAAGCGGUGGAUGUCGCUAAUUUUAUUUAUUUAAAUCGUUGAUUGAAAUUAAUAGGUUGAAACGUGAUGUUCUCAUAGCAAAAAGUCAGCAUAUUUAUGGCAGAUGCUCGUCGUAUUUCCAAAUCAGUGAUGUUAAUCAAACAAAUCUGUGUUACAUGUUCAAAGCUGAAGUGCCAUCUGAAGAGAAAAUAUUAAAGCCAGCCAGAAUAUGAAGUUAAUUGUGAUGACUAUUUUCUUCCUAGAAACCGAUUUUUUACAAUUUUCAAAUGAUUUGCAGUAUAGUAUGUCCUAUGUAUGACUGUUGACUUUUAAUAAAACACAAAAAAGUCUAAAAAUCUGUACAACAGCGACUUAAAAUCGAAUAUAAAAUAGUGAGACAAUCUCUCGUCUUCGUAUCCGUAGCCAUUACUGCUUUGGCAACGUUUAAGAGGGAAAUAUAUACUAAAUUUUUAUCAACAUGCAUUGGGAACAUCACGUCUUACUACUAAUUGAUUUAAAUAAAUAAAAUUAGCGAAACCUACCGCUUUUGUGGGGUUUUCCUGGAGAAAAACCUCCAAAACGAAACAAACAAGAAAGCUGAAGUGUUUAUCCGCGUUUGACGUUGAGCAUGCGCAGUGUUUAACCGGAUACCAUGUUUUUAUGGUAUCCGGUUAUGGAUUUGGCCAGAGCCCCUCGUCGGGCUCGGUCGAACGCGCGUAAGAAGGGCUCUGGGUACGAGAAUGCAUUUUCGCUGAAAGCGUUCUCGCCCCAGGCUAUUUCCGCAUCACACGUCGAUCAGCGCACGCACACUCGUUGCACCGCCCUAUCACAGAGUAGAGACAUACAGAGCUGUAACUGACCGUCGUAAACACUGCGGAAGCUUACGUUUUCAUGUACCCACUUUUUUCAGGCGACUGGUCAAAAAAUGAUCAACUACGCGUGCUAACGGUUAACGGAGGUCAAAACUCAAUCUUGGAUUGUGUUUUUAAACUGAAUCUUUCCCCCCCAACGAAAAGAAAAAAACAACAAAAAAUCAUUUUCACACGCUUUAGUUUUUGGAAUUCCGAGAAACAGGUUAUUUGAGCUGGGUUUCUUUUCAAAAUAAAACGACAUGUUUAUGUUAAUUAUAAGUUACCUGUAUCGACAGCGUAUAUUUUGUGUCUUGUGCCCACCAUAAUUAGAUGGCAUGCAUGUUUGGAUUUCUGAUAAAAAUUUCGAUCAAAUUAGCACAAAAUGAAAUGGGAUGAUUGAAGAAUAACAAAUAUUACAAAUAGAAAGUAAAUUUUUUGAACUAAAAUCUAAAAUUUACACAACCUUGAGCUGGAAGAGUGAAAAAGCCGCAGAAAAAAUACGCUCGAAUACUACUACAUCGAUGUAUGGCGCCUUUGGUAUUGCACACUGUUUACAUAAGAUUACAUCAUUCACAAACCACGCAGUUACAUUCGGCUAGCAACGUGGCGGCAACAUAGUCUAAAAUGCUGAAAUAGCAAAAGCUUUCAGGGACUUUGCCUACAUUCGUGCGUCACAAAAACUGAAUCUUCUUUUCUAAAACGGGGGUCAGUAAAAGUGCUUGGAUAAAGCCCUGCAGGUCGUCAUCCAAUCAGAUGCAUGCAUCUAGUAACUUGCCGAGCAUGCGCACAAAAAAGUGAGUACACUAGUUACAACUCUGUAUGUCUCUCCUCUGUGGCCCUAUAUAUAAACUCCCUGAUCUGGAAGUGCGGAUCAAUUAGACGUAGUGACGCUUAAUGAAUAUGAUUGCGAUCGAAGACCUUAAUAGGAUGCGAACCAUGCCAAUUCGUCAGUAGAAACACCAUUGGCAGAUAAUUUCUUCAGAUUAAUAGCGUGGUCAACCGUGUAGAAGGCCUUGGACAAAUCCAAAAUUCGAAAGUGCUGUUGUUGCAGAGCACUUUCGGCGGAAACCAAACUGAUUAUCAUUAAGAAUAUUAUUUUCAGUUAUUAAGUAAUCAUAAAGUUGAGUAUAAACAGCUUUUUCCAUUUUAAUGAGCAAAACCAAAGUUAAAACUUGCUCAAUGCAGGUAGAACUGAUAUUGGACUAUAAUUACUUGUAUUCGCUCUGUCCCCAGAUUUAUACAAAGGAAUCACCUUCGAACAUUUCCAACUUGAAGGAAAUAUAUGAUUUGGAUGGUCGAUUUAUGAGCUUUGCAAUCGAAGGAGCAAUUACCUCUGAUGCAUCUCUGACUAAGUAUAGCUUUAUAUUUAUCUUGUCCAAACCAGUUGCUUUCGAAGCUUUGAGAGAUUUUAGAUGUUUAAGGACGAAUGACUCAUCAACAGGAAGGAUAUUAAAAUAUUGACCAUUUAGUCUAGGACCUGUAUAUGAGUUUGUAUGCAAUUCAUUUAGGACAGGUAAUCUCAACUGUUUUAGGGUAAAAUGACCAUGGCAGUCAACAUGGCAUAAGUGCGAAAACCUGAAUCCGGGACGAAAGUCCUGAAAAUGACCCCGCCCUGAAACGGCAGUGUCGACAUAGCUCUAACUUCCGAAAAGGAAAAGCGACAGCCUUUCUGAAGUGCUUAUAGUGUUCAGAAGGGUUGCUUUUAGGGGUGGUCAUUGGAAGGAAAAAUUUGUCUAAGUAUAAUAUUUUACAAGAAAAUGACUAUGCACCACCCUAGGUAAAUUGCUGAUUAUGCACAAAAUAACUAAUAUGCCUGGCAGAAAUUAAAUUUUCUUAUUUCCUAAAAAAAAUUAUCAUGGGAUGAAAAACUAUGCUUAGUUCAAUAUAAUUAUUGUGGAUUAUCAUAAGGAUUGUCAUUGUUUUCUUUUAAAUUAUUGUGGAUAUAAUAUAAUUAUUCAAUAUACUGAAGUGGCAUUUAUCGGACAGAGAAUCGGCGAGCCAUUAAAAUGGCGGCAAUUUGACGAAAUAUCGAAGGACACAAUGUCGAAGGUAAAAUACACUGCACUGUCUCACAACUUGAUGAAACUUGGUUGAAAUAUUCUUUAGCCAUUUAUGAUUAUGUAAAAGUACAACAACUGGAUGAUAUUUGCGAGACUCGGCGAUAAAAAGCAAAAAAGACGGCAAAGUAUGGCUGAAAUCGUGUUUUCUCGUGGGGGGUAAGUGAAAUAAAAUGUGUUAUAUUAAAAGAAAACCAUGACAAUCCUUAUAAAAUCCACAAUUAUUAUAUUGAACUAAGCAUAGUUUUUCAUCCCAUGAUAAUUUUUUUUAGGAAAUAAGAAAAUUUAAUUUCUGCCAGGCGUAUUAGUUAUUUUGUGCAUAAUCAGCAAUUUACCUGGGGUGGUGCAUAGUCAUUUUCUUGUAAAAUAUUAUACUUAGACAAAUUUUUCCUUCCAAUGACCACCCCUAAAAGCAACCCUUCUUAACACUAUAAGCACUUCAGAAAGGCUGUCAAUUUUCGUUUUUGGAAGUUGGAGCUAUGUCGACACUGCCGUUUCAGGGCGGGGUCAUUUUCAGGACUUUCGUCCCGGAUUCAGGUUUUCGCACAUAUGCCAUGUUGACCGCCAUGGUCAUUUUACCCUAAAACAGUUGAGAUUACCUGUCCUAAAUGAAUCGCAUACAAACUCAUAUACAGGUCCUAGACUAAUUAGAGAAAUAGUAACUUGAAGCAUUACUUGGAAAAAUAUUGACCUAUAGUUGCGAAAUACAUGAUUGUUCAAAAUAGAAGCAGUCCAUUUAUUGUUUGUAUAUUCAACUCCGUCCGAGAUAGUACAAGUUGGGUUGGACGAUUGGCAUUUUCUAGAUAAUGCUUCAUUACCGCAUUUCUGGGAGUCACCUACCUUUACUUUCCUCAACGAAACUGAUGUGAUGUAUAAUAUUUCGAUUUGCGAGCCUUAAUUUCUUUAUUCGCAAUGUUCCGAGAGUUUCUACAUAUAUGAUUGCCAAUGAUGGGGACAGCCUGAUUCUCUUGCCUUUCGAUAACAAUAAUCGCGGUCACGCAUAAAAAUCGCUGAUGUUUGAAGUCAUCCAGGGUGUAUUUAUCAUUGUUAAAGCAGGUCUUCCCCCAAUUAAGGGUUGAAAUUGAUAGGUGCAUUUUGAUCUACAAUUGUCAAAAUGCCAUUUUAUUUAAAUAUUGGCUUCAAUGAAUUCUUGUAUGUUUUUGGUUUAGUACCCUCCCUUUUUAUCAAAAUAUAUUUCGACCCCUUCCUUCAAAACCUUAUUCGGUUUCGAAUCCAUCCCAAAUAGCUUCAACUCCUCACGACACAUAAGGCAGUUAAGAUUCACAUUUGAACGGCAAAUGGCAGAGCUCGAGUCGAAUUGUCUUGACAGAAUUUUCAUUUAACUUUUUCGCUUCAUAUAUUCUCUUUCUUGAAUAUGUCAAAAUGAUUACACAUUGCAGUAAAUACUGUUUUAAAACAACAAGUUCAUUUGUUUUUUGCCUGGCGUUUGUCAUUUGAAGUAUGAACGCGAAGCUUAAACUCUCUAAUACUGAACGUCGAUCCAGUAACUCCAGACAAAGGGCCUUCGCUCGAAACGUCGAAACCUUAAUAUAUAUUUUCAGGUAGUUGUACGUAUCCCUACCAACGAAAGCUUGUUCAUUUACAAAUUUCAGCAAGUUAUUAAUUAAGUCCUGGAUACUUAUACUAUUUAAUGUUUACCUUUAGACAGCAAAGGAAAGAAUGCUCUUCAUAGCGCUUCGGCUGCAGGGAACUUGGAAGCAUUGAAACUUCUUAUCCAACAUGGUGCAGAACUAAAUAAAAGAGAUAAAUACGGCAGAGGAGGAUUGCAUUGGGCAACAAUAUUUAAUCAUGUCGAAUGUGUUAAAGAACUUAUUAAUGCAAAAGCUGAAAUUGUAUGUGAAGGAAACUGGCAACCAUUACACGAGGCAGCAAAAGCUGGACAUAAUGACAUCAUUAAAGUUCUUCUUGAUGCUGGAUGUGAUGUGAAGAAUCCUUCCAAAUGUAUGUCGUUAUACAUAACUAUUAACUAACUAGUGCCGUCAUUUUAACAAGCAAUGUUAUAUGUCUUCGUUGGAAAAAGCCUAGUCAUCUUUACCGACUUGUUCAUUAUAAAAAUGUUGGGUAUGAUGUUAUUAAAUGGAAUGCAAAUUAGUUUACUUUUUCUGAUAUAAAAUUAUUUCAAAUGACAUCUUAUCCAGCAACUAUGACAGUGAAGAAGUUAAUCGAGGCGAAGUUUUUUACUGCAAACUUUAAGUUAUACUAUUAUUGGACGAGGUUAAGCUAGUUUUUAAUUGAUCUGCGGACCACAUACAAAUCGCGAUAAUUUGCGAUACGUUCAAUAAUUGUUUUAUAUACACAUGAAAUACAUUUUUGCCAGGAAAGCUCGACAAAGUUUGUCGUUGCUUUCCAUUGCCUUAAGCUUCGUCCACCGUCCACGUAAAAUUUUCGUUGCUCAGCUGCAACAACGUUUUCUAUCGCAACCAUAUCAUUUCCCAACAAGCGAAAUAAGUUUCUUAAUCACGAAAUCUUAAUUUGCAAAUUAAAGUUCACUAUUAAUUAAUAAUAAGCAAUUUUGCAAAAGUGUCAAAAAUGAAGCUAAUACGCAUGAGCAGAUCAUUUGCAGCUGAGCAACAGUUUUGGCCAAUGUUCGUGCACAUGUUAUAUUUGCACCAAUUAUUUGGAAGAAAAUUAGCCAAUCAAAAUUGAGAAAAUAAUCAUGUGAAUGAUAAACUGCAUUUAUUAUUUCAUUUCUUCUUAAAAUGACCGAAAUAUUAAAAAUAUCAACAAUCAUUUUGGGGUUAGAGACACUUUUAAUAAGUCUUUUACCUACAAUUCUACAUCUUUUCUAUCCAGGUGUCGAUGUUGUUGACUCUGCAUGCUUUUUAGUAAUGCGAAAAUUGAAGAUAACCUCAGCUUUAUAUGAGCAUUUUAAAAAUUUUAUUCAAUGGUACAAUUUUAAUAGUUUGUAAGAUUUUAUCUGCAUCAGCUGCAAAUAGUUGCUCAUAGAUGCUUGUGGGAUUACAGGAUCAGACUACCUGAAAAAUAUAACUUCGACGAUAUUUAUCAGGUAGUGUAUCGUUAAUCUCUACCUACACUGGAGCCCGCCCGGCCACAUUGAAGAUUUGAAGUUUACGUCCUAGUUCAAACGUUGAACUUUUCAUGUUCCGACCCCGAUGAGCUCAAACAGUGGAUUCAUUGAAUAAUUGAAUAAUAACACUUGAAUAAUUUACAAUUGAACCAAGAUCUGGUUAUCAGAGGCGUACAUAUCAUUCAAACACAUCACGCUUUCCUUAACGAAAGACAAUUUUUAAAUAAAUUACAGAACCUGACAUAACUAACGGUUGACAUCCGGAACAUUCCAAAUUAUAGUUAUUCCGGCAAGUACUUAAUUAUGAGGUGCCGUGUGUUGCAAAAUUCGUGUUUUUGUCGUCGUCAUGGUACUAUUUAUUUAUUAACUUUACAAUCAUACAAAAAAUAUAACAAUGAUUGAAGGUAUGGUCAACAGGACAUGAGUCCCAUGUAUAAUAUAUGCUGAAAUACACAAAGCUUGCAUUUCACUGUGUGAAACCCAACGAACGCAUAUGUUGAAUCACGUAAUUACUACUAAAAGGUUGGAAUUUCAGUCUAAUUUCGUGUGAAUACACCCUUCCGGAAAGUACGUCACAUUGACUAUAGAGCCUCGUUUUCGUGCAUGUGCAUUUCGUGUAAACGAGUUGAAAUUGCAUCACGAUUACAUGAGCAGUUUGAGCUCGGGCUGAGUUUAGUCAGAGCUAUAUUUAUAGUCAACCCAGGUUGAAAUGUCAGCCCGGGCUGAAAUAAUCGAGUGUCACGAAAUAGGACAAUAAGCCUGAUACGCUUCUUUGAAGCACUCAGAUGCUGAUUAGUCGACUAUUUGACUUGUGUGAGACUGUGGUUAUAUGUAAAGUAUUUAAAGAUGAAACAAAAACGCAAUAUAAAGCCAUUUAAACGGUUGAUUUUUUAGCCCGAGCUAAAGUUAUUUGCGAUUACAUGCUGCCGGGCUAAGUUUCAGCCCGGGCUGAAACUCAUCCCUGACUGGAAUUUUGGUCAUGUAAUCGCUUGCUGUGUUUUAAAAGGAUUUUAUCCUUAGGCCGCGCCGAAAUUUCAGCCCGGGAAACCGGGCUGAAACUCAGCCCGGGCUGAAAACUCUCCAUGUAAUCAUCCCCUUAGUGCAUUUUUAUCACGAAUUUCACUCUAUAUUCGUGCGAAUGUCAGCUGCAUAUUAGUAGAACAAUCAGUUUUAUGUGCCGGAGGUUUGGAAAUGAAAUCAAAAGAAAUGUCGGUGAAAUUUGAAAAAUUCCGAUCAAAUUUCAUUGUGUUGUGACUUCUGAAUGACCAAAAUAAUAAUUAUUAUAAUAAUUAUUUUGAUGUGACGAAAAUAAAAUAAUGAUCUUUAAAUUUAGUUCCUGGUCCAAGACGACCGUGGUCACCAUUACAUGUUGCGUGUCGUCAAGGCAACCUGGAUACAGUAAAAUUACUGAUUGCGUCGGGAGCGAAUGUGAACACAGUUAAUGCAGGAGGUCAUACGCCAUUACAUGAAACAGCAUACAGAGGAUUUGAUCAAAUAUUGAUGGAAUUAUUAAAGAAUGGAGCCAAACCUAACGCAAUAAGUAAUCAGAAAAGGACACCACUACACGAGGCUUGUAUUCAAGGUAUAAAAUGUGUUGUUACUACGAUUUGCAUUUGACUUUGAAGCGUUAAUGUUUUGUGUUAAAUUAUCGACUUGAUUAAUUAAGUUACAAUAAGACAUUCGGUGACCCAGAUAAUUGCUGAAAGACAGAUGGACACAACCCACGAGGCGGAACACUUAAGGUGGCUCAAUACACUUUUCAAAAAUUCAGGUGUUCAACAAUUUGACAUGUCCAAACUACUUGUUUUUAGGAUUUAUUCAGCAGAAAUUAGGGUUUUUAUAUUAUUUGACAUCUCUACUUUCAAGUUAUAUUAGUUUUAGUAACAGAUAGUUUGUUGCUAUGACGACAUACGCGUACGAAAUUCACUCCAAAAUGGCCUAUCGCCUCGUAUUGUUGGAAAAGAAGCAUGGUGACCCCCCAAUUUUUUACUUGAAAGAAAAACUAACAAUCAGCAAAAUAUUAAAAAAUUCUGUAAUGCUAUUUUUUUGGAAAAUGCGAAAAUGUCGUACUCUUCGGUAAAAUGUUUUUGGCAUUACAGAAUUUUUUUACUUUUUGUAUAAUGAAAGUUUUUAGCGAUGCAAUAUAGCAUGCAAAAUUUGAACAUAGGUCACCAGACAAAAUAGAGAGAUAUAGCGCAUUGUUUUCUAAAAUGGAAAAUUCUAAUGACGUCAGCAAUUGACAUAGAACACACGCAAUUGACAUCUUAGAACACGCGCAAUUGACGUGAGAUGGCGCGAGCAACUACUCAUGCACGUCACGUCAUUUUGGAAAUUCUUUCAUUUUGUUAAUCAGUUUCCACGACCUGCGCGUAAAAUGGUCAUCCGGUUUUGUUCGCGAUUCUUGAGCAGGGUAUUUGUAAAAAUGUGGAAAGUUAUUGCAUUUUUUGGGGGACACCCUGUAUAUUAAUGUUGCCUGUAUUUAAUUUAAGGUAAACCAAAAGUGGCCGCUUUGUUGCUGGACGCUGGUUCCAAUAUUCACGCUCAGGAUGUUGUCAUGAACACGUCACUACACUACGUUGUAAGCGCAGAGUAUGCUAAAGAAAUCAAACUAGAGUUAUUGAACAUUUUGUUGUGUUAUGGCGCAAAUUCCAUGAUAUUGGGAAAAGACGAUGACACUGCUAUUGACGCUGCACAUGCUAAUUACUUUCUUGAUGGCAUUGAUCUCAUGAAGGAAAGUCUGGGUAAGGCGUAACCAUGUGUUGUAGCGAAUCUAUGACGGUUCUUGUCGCAAUAGAGCCAGUCACAUUGACAACAACCCUAAACGACAUUUAAGCAUUGUGUAAGAUUAGAAGAUUUUGUUAAGGUGUGUAGUAACCAGAUGCGCUGGUAGUAUAACAGGCCUAUUCUAAUGUAGGGUCUAGUCAUAUUGUGUGUAAAUGUUUUGCAUGUUCAUCAGAACCUCUUUUAAGAAUUCCUCACUGGAGGGGCCAUCUAGGGAAAGGACCUAACUGAGAGGUUAUGAACUGGAAAAGUGAGGAGUGUAGGGGGGAGGGGGUCUGAGGGUUCACCCCAACGAAAUGUUUGUAUUUUUGGCAAAAAUGUCUGCAUUUUCAGACACAACGUUUUUAUAUAUUUCAUCCGAUAGGCAAUGGUUUGGUCAUAGGAAUAAUAAAACACUUUUAAUUUUAAGCAUAGUUUAUUGGACGGGCGAACAUGGGGGCUGGGAGGACUUGGUCCCCCAGGUUUCUAUAUUUAAAGAGGCCUCGAUGUUCAUGUCUGUUUUUGAAUACAUGCAUAGUAGAAGAGAGAUGCAUAUUCAAUUGAAGACUAUCUAUUCAACAAUCACAGUAAUAUAUGUCUUUGCAGAAACACCUCGCUGCUUAUCAUUGCUGUGCAAGCUUAGGAUUCGAAAAAUGAUGUUCAAACGAAUGGAAGAUUUUCAUAGAUUGUAUUUGCCACUGCCUUUAAUAAAGUACGUCAUGGAAAUUGAGGCUUUUUAGAGGUAUGAAACUAAGCUGAUAUUUUUUGGUAAUUAUAACCUGCGUAGCGGGUUCUUGUUGGAACAUAAUUGUUCAAUUUUUGAAAAUAGAAUUGAAUUGAUUGGCAUGUUUACUGUAUGCACAAGCGAAUACAAUUUUCGGCCUGCAUUUUCCCCUAGUUGUUAUUGGUAAAUUUUCGCGAUUGAAAGUUGGGUUUUACUGUAUCAGUUCACUGUUCCUCUUUUCUGCUUCAACGAGUGCUGGCUGCACAGCCAAUUAAAGUGAAAAUAUUUUGGGGCUUAUACAUGGGAUGAUGGGAAUACUUGUAUGAUAGAGGUUCGGUUGUCGUUCUUAUACUUAAAGUGGCUCCCUGCCGCUUCCUGAAAUUUGGAAAUGAUUUUGAAUUAGAUUAAAAUCUUUCAAAAUUGAAGUACUGAACACUGCAUGCAUUAAUUUAAAGUUAAUCAUAUCGAAAUCAAUGUCAUUGCGCAUGCAGCUAAACAUCGUCAAUUUGGUUCAUGCCAGAGUGCCUAUAUACAGUAUAGCAUUUUUCGCAGCUGUUCCUGGUUUGGUUUGAAUAAAAAUGUGUAAAAUUUACACUCGAAAUUUCCAUUUACAAAAUCCUUCAACAUUUAUUCAAUCGAGUGAGAUGCCAAAAAAUCCUGAUAAUAAUCCUAAUAAUUUUUCAUGAUCAAUCUCCACAUGUAAAAAUAUUUGUCCGUAUAAGGUGACGUGGUAAUUAUAUACAUUCAAUUUAUAAAAGCCAUAUUUGAUAUGUUUUUAGUUUCCAAGAAGUAAUAAUUAUACAAGAAAUUGGAUCUCAAAGUUUCCACAUUUCAAAAAAGUAAGGGUCGUCGUAAGAACUUAGUGUAGAAAUAUGUAAUUAAGUAUAAAAUUAUAAACAUAUGAAAUAAAUACCGUAUGUAUAUACUGUAUCAUGUAAAAUAAUUGAAUUCAGUGUAAUAAUGAAGUAUAUCAAUAUUUCGUAAGACGGAAUUUUCGUGACGAAAAAAAUUCUCGUGUGCGGCGAGCAAACGACAAGCGCGCCUGAAUAGGAAAAUUUGCGCAUGCGUGCAACUUGGCGUUAAAAACAACAUGGCGGAUCAAAAUCACGAGCACGCAUGCGCAAAUUUUCCUAUUCAGGCGCGCUUGUCGUUUGCUCGCCGCACACGAGAAUUUUUUUGUCACGAAUGACGAAAAAUAUCAAACAUGUUUGAUAUUUGGUUUACAUGUCACGAAUGACGAAAAUGCCGUAAAUGUUGCCCGCACACGAGGAAAUUUUGUCGAUCCAACUUGUCACGAAUAGCAAGUACGCGCGACAAGUGCGCUCGUGUGCGGCGGGCUUAAGUGUGAUCGAAAAACAGGAUCGAACCAUUUUCAAGAAAAUAUCUAAAUUUAUGGAGCAUCCCUUGUCAUUAAUGCCACUAAAUAUAUUCGCUACAACUUAUAAUAAGGAAAAAUAGUAUUGUCACAGGCCUAAAGUUAAAACGGAACGUUUUAAGUAUAAGGAACUUAUAAACCGUUUAAUAUUUAAAUGUGAAAAGAGUAAAAGUCAACGCUCUGCCGAAAGCCGUGGGUUUUCCCCGGGUACUCCGGUUUCCUCCCACAGGGAAAGUUGACAGGGUGGGUUAGGUAAAAAGGGCCCACAGUAAUUGGCAUAUGCUGUUGUGGUGACCCUGCCCUAGUUGGCAAAGCUAAAUAAAUAAAUAAAUAAAUAAAUAAAUAUGACUUAGCAAUUUACUAUAUAAUGUAAUUUCACAUUUUAAAGUAGUUAGAUUCAUGUGUAUUCUAUAUCAAUUGUAAUUCAAUAUAUGUAUUUUUAUCUUGUGGAUUCAAUAAAUACCAAUAAUUG
This is a messenger RNA of Paramuricea clavata, 13961 nucleotides long. The record is from the annotation of a GenBank genome assembly. NCBI's taxonomy places the organism in Eukaryota, Metazoa, Cnidaria, Anthozoa, Malacalcyonacea, Plexauridae.